CAGGUGUUUGCUUCUGUCGGCUUCGCUUUGCCGAAGGCGCGUAAACGUUCAUGACACAUUUGGACAAUACACUGAUUGGCCCCCUCUGCUGACAGUGACACGCGCCGUUAACAGGUGUCGGCGGCCCGCAUUUGACUCGGGAAUACGUGCAGACACACGGUGAGCACGGAAAGCGGAGCACUUCGUAAACGGCACCGCGUAGGAGAAGACGGAAACUGCAGUCGCCGGGGUGGUGCUUGCAUGGGGAAACUGCUGAUUCCGUUGUAACUCAUCGAAGCGUCAACGCCGUGAGCGAUAAGGUUUGCCAUGACGAGCGACGGCAAGACGAAAGCAUGACGUCAAACGGGGAGUACCACAGUUCAGCGUUGCUUCAUUGCCGAUAUCGGAGCAUCGUUAUCCGCGCCGGUGCAUCCCUGACCGUUGCGGGCAUUGCCUAGCGGUCUCUCCCUGCUGGGUCUGACUCGACACUGCACCGCAGGCGAUGGGAGUACGGUGUCUGUGAUGCUCCGCAGCUCCCCAUACGGGUUAAAUUAGGAAAAUCCGAAACCUUUCUCCAAGCCUCUGAAGAAAACGGGGGCAAAGAGCGUCCCGACCAACUACACCAGAGGUGCACCAUGGGAUUCUGGCGGCAGCUGCGAGUGAUCCUCUGGAAGAACAUUGUCGUGUACUCGUUCAAACGUCACUAUGUGCUCACCUUCUUCACCAUGGCGGUACCACUCGUGCUCUCGGGAGUGCUGUUGUACCUCCGCAGUCUGGGCUUCAACAACGGCACCGAACCGAUUGUGCGGAUGAACGCCACCAUCUAUAAGGAGUUCACGCCAAGCUUUUCGCACCCAGUGCUGCCCCCGUAUCCCUAUGCACCUAACACAACGUACGGCAACAAUCUUAUGAGAGCUGUCUUUGGAAGUGAUGCCAUAGGGUUUCCUUCGGAGGAGCAAGUUGACGCGUUCAUUGCGCGUUACGCCUUAGAGUCGUAUGAAGGAACGUCAGUGGCCGUCCUCUUGCAUGAACUUCCGCCAGACGGAUCUCCACCGGUCAACCUCAGCUACACUCUGCGCUUCAACACAUCCAACUUCAACUUCAAGACGGGAGAGCGGUUCCCCACGUUCAGGACUCCUGGUCCACGACCGGAGGAUACCCUCUACCUCUCGCUGAUGUGGGGACUGCAGGACAAGAUGUUCACGGAACACGUUAAACUGUUGAAAAGCGUGAAGGGACUUGCGCGCCAGAAGCCAGAGAUCGCCAUGCACAGGUUUCCCUACCCAGAGUACAACGACGACAGCAAGUUCGACCUCAUCUCUCGACUCAUCGCCAUGUUUGUGGUGUACAGCUACCUCGUCUUCUCGCCCAUCUACGUUCGGAGGGUCAUAUCCGAGAAGUCGUCCAGAGUCAGGGAAUUGAUGCGCAUGAUGGGCCUCACCGACUGGGUCUACUGGAUUGGCACUUUCGCCAGCGGCUGGAUGGUGCUGGCCGUCACGCUGACAAUCAGCUUGAUCCUCUUCAAGAUCCCCGUCGCACCAUUGGCAGCGGUCCUCCUCUACAGCGACUUCAGCCUCCUCCUCUUCAUCUGCCUCAUUUAUGCAACGUCGGCCAUCCUGUUCCUGCUCCUGUUUACCGUCAUCUUCAACAGCGCUGUGGUUGGCGUCAUCUUCUCUACCGUGGGCUGGGUUACCAGCUACAGCCUGCCCACGUCCAUCUUGGAUCCGCUUGGCUCGGAUCGCUACAUGAGCGUCAGCCGCAGCGCGAAGCUGUCCACGUCCCUGCUGCCGAACAGCGGCCUUUACUGGGCAUUUCGCCUAAUCUCCUUUCUAGAAGGCCAAGGGAUCGGUGCCAAGUGGAGUAACCUAGGAAUGGAAGCCGUGCCUGCGGACAAUGUGACGCUUGGCCAAAUCGUGCUCAUCAUGCUCGCAUCGGUGCUCAUCUACGCGCUCCUCUUGUGGUACCUCGACAACGUAUGGCCCUUCCAGUACGGCAUUCCGAAGCACCCGCUCUUCUUUCUUCAGAUUAUCAAUGUUGCCAGCAAGAUAACGCAACGCAACUGUUACCGUCGGAGUUCAGUUUUCUACAAGUCAAAGUGGUGGUACCAGCGCGUUUACAGGCUCGUAUGGAACCGGCUUAAACCUAAGAUUAGGAAGCCCACUGUGAAGUUCAAAAAUCUUAACUUCGCCGAGAAAUCUUACUGGUACACGGAGCUGGACCACGACAGUGAGAUGGAAGGGGUUGCUGGCCAGGAAGGCAACAAUGAUGACAAUGUCUUCGAGCCGCCACCACCGGAUGCGCACACCACCAUCGCACUCUCCCACGUGACCAAGAAAUUCAGAGGCACCAACAAGAAGGCUGUUGAUGACCUCUCUUUGGAAAUUUUUGACGGGCAACUCACCGUACUACUAGGCCACAAUGGCGCCGGCAAGACAACCACCAUGAACAUGAUCACAGGACUGUUCCCGCCCACACACGGUGAGGUGCACAUCAACGGCUACAACAUCCGGACGCAGACCAAGAAGGCGCGCGAGAGCUUCGGCCUCUGUCCGCAGCACAAUGUCCUUUUCGACGAGCUGACGGUGGAGGAGCACCUCUACUUCUUCUACAGUCUCAAGGAAAGCCCCGACGUGAGCUGGAAGUCACACGUGAACGACGUCCUCACAAGCGUCGACCUGGCCGGGAAACGCUCGGCGCUGGCGAAGGACCUCUCAGGUGGCAUGAAGCGCAAGCUCUCGCUCGGCAAUUCCAUGAUUGGGGGCUCCAAGAUCUUGAUCUUGGAUGAGCCAACAGCGGGCAUGGACCCGCAGGCCCGCCGCGCAGUCUGGACGCUUCUGCAGAACCUUCGCCGGAGCAAGACUAUCCUUCUGACCACUCACUACAUGGAGGAGGCUGACGCGCUGGGCGAUCGAAUCGCGUUUGUGGCCCAUGGGAAGCUGCAGUGCUGCGGUUCACCGCUGUUUCUCAAGAAGCGAUAUGGAACUGGUUACCGCAUGAGGAUUGCAAAGGGAAGCGACUGCAGCCUCGACGUCGUGACGGAAAAGGUCACAUCGGCCAUUCCAGCCGCCCAGCUCACCUCGGACAUCGGCCACGAGGCGAUGUUCAACCUCGGCUUUCCGCCAGCCUCGGACGUCAUCCCGCUCCUGAAGAACCUCGAACAGAGCAAGGAGAGCCUCGGCAUUAAUAGCCUCGGGAUCUCGGUCACAACUAUGGAGGACGUAUUCAUCAGAGUCGGCGAGUUGGCGGACAGCAGCGUCGAGAUGAGCAGCAAGUCGUCCAACUCUCAAAAUGGCACCAACAGCAUGGGUGGCUUGCUGGAAGCGCUUUGGAAGAAGGUUGACGAGUGCCGGUACGUUUGCGUUGCAGACGACGAGUACCCGACGUUCCAGCGCACGAGUGGCCUGACGCUGCUGGCGCAGCAGGCCACAGCACUGUUUCUGAAGCGGUGGCACACCACCAAGCGGCCAGUACUUCCUCCCCAUCCUCGCCAUCGUCAUCCCUGUCGUCCUCUUCUUCCUGUACACCUCGCUCGACAUCCAGGACGCAGAGCACGCGACUGUCAAGAAACUGGUGUACGAUGUCGGCAGCUACGCCGGCCCAACCAACGGCUUCAUCAGCAGCGGAAUCGUCGGAGCUGGGUGGAGUGGAUUUCGUUGACGCGAUGACUCGACAAAAGGUGAAGGUCGCGAAGGAUGUGGACAAUCCGGACGACUUCUUACUCAGGGUGGCCCGACGCAGCCUUACGGAGUACAACGGAAAGUACCUCGUAGGUGGUCAGACUGAUGGGGACGUAAAAGCUGUGGCCUGGUACAACGGUGAGCCGUACCACGUUGGCUCCAUGUCUCUCAACUUGGCGCACACGGCGGCGCUGAGGUACGUCACCGGAGACGCCACUGCUAGGGUGUCCGUCACCAACUGGCCACUUCCUGGCGAGCUGUCCGAACAGAUAGGUGCCGCUUCG
This is a messenger RNA of Rhipicephalus sanguineus (brown dog tick), 3940 nucleotides long. RefSeq names its product phospholipid-transporting ATPase ABCA3-like. Bases 615 to 3644 code for a protein of 1009 amino acids. Lineage: Eukaryota; Metazoa; Arthropoda; Arachnida; Ixodida; Ixodidae. The transcript is spliced from 19 exons. Gene Ontology annotation, molecular function: ABC-type transporter activity; lipid carrier activity; ATP hydrolysis activity. Gene Ontology annotation, cellular component: intracellular membrane-bounded organelle; membrane. Gene Ontology annotation, biological process: transmembrane transport; lipid transport. The record is from RefSeq and is a predicted model, not a curated record.